This is a messenger RNA of Acanthoscelides obtectus, 228 nucleotides long. The record is from the annotation of a GenBank genome assembly. NCBI's taxonomy places the organism in Eukaryota, Metazoa, Arthropoda, Insecta, Coleoptera, Chrysomelidae.
AUGAUGUUUAGAGCUACCAAGUACAUCUGCCCUCAAUGCCACAAGCAGUAUAAAGUAAAAUCCAGCUUAGCCAGGCACCUGAAGCUAGAAUGCGGAAAAGAAGCCAGUUUUAAGUGUCCUUUCUGCCCAUACGCUUCGAAGCAAAAGUAUCCUUUGACCAGUCAUAUUAACUUUAAGCAUCCUGAGAAAAGACUUAAGUUGAUGUAUGAAAGAAGCGCUUUCAUAUAG